GACGCUUUGCUAAUUCUUUCCUCCUUAACCUUCAGGCGAUAAGAUUAUACGUAACUUGAAGGUAAGAGAAGAAGACGUUGGGGAAAUGAUGCCGUCAGUCGGAGGUCGAGGCUGAGGGCGAGCGGGAUGAAGGUCUUGGUAGCGUUGCUGACGGUGUGGCUGACGGUGCUGGCGGCGGCGCAGGAGUAUGGGUCGUGCACAGCGUCUCAGGUCAAGUCAGGGGAAUCUUGCGCCGAGUUUGAGGUCAGGAAGACGGUGCAGCUGCAACAGGGGCUGAUCGAGGGCGCCAGGUUGGAGGCUGAAGGAGGAGGGUUCUUCUACGGCUUCAAGAACAUUCCCUUCGCCAAGCCCCCCGUCGGAGAGCUCAGGUUCAAGGAACCCCAGCCGGCCGGGGCGUGGGCGGGCGUGAGGAACGGGUCGCUGCCCAUGCCCAAGUGCCCGCAGUUCGGCAUGGCGAUGUUCAAGGGAGGAGAGGUCACGGUCGAGGGAGAGGAGGACUGCCUCCAUCUCUCCGUGUUCACGCCGAGGCCCUACGCCCUGACCUCCCCGUGAUGGUGUGGAUUCACGGGGGCGGGUUCGUCUUCGGCGGAGCAGAGGACUAUAAGCCUUAUGCGCUCGUGGCGAAGGACGUGGUCGUGGUUCUCAUUCAGUACCGCCUGGGAACGCUAGGAUUCUUGUCCACCGAGGAUUCUGAGCUCCCUGGCAACCUCGGACUGCAGGAUCAGACGCUGGCCCUCCGCUGGGUCAAGGACAACAUCCGUGACCUCGGCGGCGACCCGGACAAGGUCACUCUCUUCGGGGAAUCAGCUGGGGGGGCGUCGGUGCAUUUCCAUGUGCUCUCCCCCAUGUCCGAAGGGCUGUUCCGCCGAGCCAUCAUGCAGUCCGGGACGAUGCUGUGCCCCUGGGCGAUGCGCGAGGGACACAGGGGCGUGGCUGCCAAACUCGCCGAGGUCCUCAGCUGCUCCGGAGUGUCCGUGGCGCCCGUCCUCGACAGCGCGGCGCUCCUCAGCUGCCUCAGGGGCGCGUCUGCCGAACAGCUGAUCAUGGCGCAGAGUGCAUUUAAUAUCUGGGGGUUCGCGCCGCAGGUGAUGCUCCCCCGCGUGGACGGCCUGUUCCUGCCCGACCAUCCUGCGACCUUGCUGCGAGAAGGCCGCUAUAACAAGGUUGACAUCAUAUCGGGCGUCACGAGAAACGAAGGCACCAUCGUCACCGCAAGGACCCUCCUCAUCCCGGACUUCCCAGAACUGAUGCUGCAGAACUUUAGCGUCGCUGGACCGCUGGAAGGGGGCUUCGACCAGGAGGAGAACCCCGAAUACCUGGCGAGAAGAGCCUACCACCACUACCUGGGUUCCCCCUUGCAGUUUACGAUGGAGAAAGCUGAGGAAUACACGCAGCUCCACACAGACCACAUGUUCGGAAUGUGCCACCUGGACGUCGUGAAGCACCACCUGCGGGAGGAAGCCUACGGUCACCGGGUCUUCACCUACGAGCUACAACACCGCGGCGAGUUCACCUUAAUGGACCUGUUCAUGGGACCUUCAGAAAUAGGCAAAGAGUGGGUUGGCCACGGGGACGACAUACAGUACCUGUUCGAAGCUAUUAUGGACAACUUCACGCUCACCAGACAGGAGGAUCUUCUGGUGAAACAAAUCAUGGUGGAUCUGUGGACCUCCUUCGCCGCCACAGGGCACCCAACGCCAGACCUCUCCCUGGGCUUCCGCUGGGACCCGACCACGAAGGACAGAGACUCCUACCUGGCCAUCACUCCUGCGCCGGACAUGAGAGCCUUUGGCAACCAUGCUGCCCAGCGGUUCUGGAGGAACAUGCCCACCAAAGCAAACAAGCUGAUGUACCCACAGCGGUUCUCCAGGUGUCUGGGCUAGAGAACCAGGAGGCCCUCCACUGCACGUCACUUCCUGAGGUUGCCAAGUGUGCUAUGUUGCCACUAGGAUGUAUAUGUUGCUGUACCCAGUAAUGUUAUAUAUAUACUGACGCUGUGGUAGAAAAAAACACA
Molecule: messenger RNA, 2014 nt
Organism: Penaeus vannamei (Pacific white shrimp)
Lineage: Eukaryota; Metazoa; Arthropoda; Malacostraca; Decapoda; Penaeidae
Product: cocaine esterase
Source: RefSeq, a predicted model, not a curated record